This is a messenger RNA of Trichoplusia ni (cabbage looper), 2985 nucleotides long. Its product is annotated as serine/arginine-rich splicing factor 1A-like. Lineage: Eukaryota; Metazoa; Arthropoda; Insecta; Lepidoptera; Noctuidae. Gene Ontology annotation, molecular function: mRNA binding. The record is from RefSeq and is a predicted model, not a curated record. The coding region runs from base 105 to 836 and encodes 243 amino acids. Gene Ontology annotation, cellular component: cytoplasm; nucleus; ribonucleoprotein complex. The transcript is spliced from 4 exons.
CGCCAUAUUUGAUUAGUUCCUAAUGAGAUACGCCGAAGCGUUACCCAAGAAAUUAAGGAAAUUGGCGUUAAAUAACUUUUAAUUCACAUAACGUGUUUACCAAAAUGUCGGGUGGAAGCAGCAGCAAUAGAAAUGAAUGUAGAAUAUACGUCGGAAAUCUGCCCCCAGACAUAAGGACAAAGGAUAUCCAAGAUCUAUUUUACAAAUUUGGCAAAGUAACGUUCGUAGAUCUGAAAAAUAGAAAAGGACCACCAUUCGCCUUCGUUGAGUUUGAAGAUCCCAGGGACGCUGAUGACGCCGUGCGCGCCCGCGACGGCUACGACUACGACGGGUACCGGCUGCGCGUGGAGUUCCCGCGCGGCGGCGGCGGCGGCGGCGGGCGCGGCGGCCGCGGCGGGCCCGAGCGCUUCGGGGCGCGCACGGCCACGCGCGGGCCGCCCGCGCGCCGCUCCGAGUACCGCGUGCUGGUCACGGGCCUGCCGCCCUCCGGCUCGUGGCAGGACCUCAAGGACCACAUGCGCGAGGCGGGCGACGUCUGCUUCGCCGACACCUUCAAGGACGGCACCGGCGUCGUCGAGUUCCUGCGCCACGAGGACAUGAAGUACGCUGUCAAGAAGCUCGACGAUUCUAGAUUUAGAAGUCAUGAGGGAGAAGUAUCCUACAUCCGCGUGAAGGAGGACUACGGUGGCGGCGGCGGAGGUGGCGCUGACCGCUACAGCGGCGAUCGUGACAGGUCCCGCUCGUACUCCCCGCGGCGGCGCGGCUCGCCCACGUACUCGCCGGUGCGGCGCAGCUACUCGCGCUCGCGCAGCCGCUCGCGCUCGCACAACUACUGAGCACAGGUCGGUAUCGCCCCCUCUGAUCCCCGACACCAGCCAUCGCAUAUCCAUUCUGUACCGCGGCAGGCCGACCUGCUUGCUACUCGCUAUGCAGACUUGACCAAUUUAUAUUGACGUCACUGACAGGUAGUUUUGAAAUUAUGAUCUCUAUGGAUAUUAUUGCAUUCCAUUAUUUGCUCAAAUGAAAUGUGUACAUAAAUAAAUGUAAGUUUAUAAAUAACAAAGACAAUAAUAUCACAAAUACAAGAGCAAGUUAUAAUUGUUGUUAACUAACAAAUAGACUAGUUUGUUACCCCUACUGUCUUGAGAAUGUUACAUGAGCUAGAGAUAUAUUUACAGUACUUGUGGAGGGAUUCACUGGAUAUAGCAGUUGACUGCUAAUUGAGAAUAACACUGGACUUACUCAGGACUUAGUUUUGAACAUAUCACUGGACAUACUCAGGAUUUGAGCAGGUUUGCAGGAUUGUUUGCAACAUUUAAAAUUUGUUUGCUACAAGUUGAUUUGGCUUCCAUUUUAAUUUGAUCGUUUUAUGGGAAAAUUACUUUAAUUCAAAUAAGUUAUGUUCUCUCAUUAACUAUCCUAGACAGAGGGUUUUAUAAAAACGCUCGACAGAUUUAUUAUUUAUUGAAUUCUAAUGUACCUACUAUUGUUUUGUUUUUAUUAUUUUUUCAUUUUGUAUAUCUUAUAAUCUAAUUUCCUCAAAAGACUAUCUGGAUUUGGUAAGAUUUCGCUCUAUCAUUGGAUUUGGUAAGAAACCUUGCCAAGACUCGCUGUCCCUAUCGUCAAUACCAGCACAAAAGCUAUGUUACUGGAGCGUCCAUACACUCGUCUUUACCGAGCCCCACGCCCGCACUGUACGUGACGCUUGCUUCGUUUUAGGUUGCGUUUUAAUGGCUAGUUCUAUUUGCCCAAUAAGCAUUUUGGUUCACGCUUCUUUAUUCAUCCAGUGUAAUAAAAUAUUGUGUAGAUGAUGUAAGACCUCUGCAUGAAUGCACAUACCGUUUAAAUUAAACAUUAUUGAACCAAAAUGUUAUCAUCCAGGCAAUAACUAAUGAAUCGUAAAUAAAAGCGUAACCUAAAAGCCAUGAUAUUGAAGUGUUGGUGAGUGCAUGCGGAGCGGGUGCAGGUCGGUAGGGCGAGUGGGCGGAGUGGGACUGAGGCCUUGUGUUCCACAGCGGGCGCGGCGGACGGAGAGCGCGCCGGGCUGGCCGGCCUGGCCGCCCGCUGGCCUCGCCGGGCUGGCCGGUAGUACUGUAGCAGGCCUCGGGGGCGGGCGGGCAAUGCGUCUAUUAGAUAAUAAAUUCAAUACGAUGACUGUUUAUAAUUAAAAGCAUUUUCUUUUGUUUCAUCCACUGUGGAUUGGGCUCGUUGGAUGUGCUUGGCUGGAGGUGUGAGUCAGGAUGCCGUAUAGAGGCCUCGCGUGUAGGAUCGGAUCGGACCGGACCGCACCGGCGGAUCUCUGGCGGACAUUUGAAUAUUUGUCGCGUGGAUGUAAUGUUCCCUUUCGGAUGUUGGAUUUCGUAUUGGAUCGUUGACGAUCGGAGCGGCCCGGCGCGGUCGGCGCCACGCAAGCUCCGCGCUGGAUCAGGAUCAGGACCUUUGGGUAUGAAUAUUCAAAUUAAUUGCAAAAUAACUUAUGUUGAAUGCACGCUCGGUACAGAGUAUUAAUGUUUGUUUGGAUAUCCUUAACUCACACUUUAUUUGCUUCUCGAUGUCUGCCGUUUAUUUAUAUUAGGCAUAGGACGGCGAUUCUGUUACGAAUUAUGAGAGAAAUUUUAUAUUAGCUUUGCUCAUUAGUAUGUUAGACCUAACAUUUCUGUGUCAUAUAAAAAUAAUUAGCAUGCUUUAUGAGCUUUCAUACAACCUACCUGCGUGAGAGCGAUACGAGUCGUAUGUAUGGGAUUGGGUGACAGAGAAUGGAUGACGUUCUAAAAUUGACAUAUUAUGUAAGUAAUACAAAUUGUAAUUAUGGGAUGUGAUGUUUGUUAGGAACGCGGAAGUUAAUCACAAAUUGUAUUGUAAUGCGCGAGUCGACGCUCGAUAUCAUAGAUGUAAUGUGUGGAAAUAUUAUGUAAUUUAGAUACUGGAUUUGCAUUCCAAAGACCAACACAGUUUGAUGGACUUAAUAAAUUCCUUACAAAAGAA